Molecule: messenger RNA, 1299 nt
Organism: Striga asiatica
Lineage: Eukaryota; Viridiplantae; Streptophyta; Magnoliopsida; Lamiales; Orobanchaceae
Source: the annotation of a GenBank genome assembly
CUGCUGCCAUCCCUUCCGAUCUCCUCACCGCCCCUCCUCCGCUUCCUCGUCUUUCACGGACAUCGGGACAUGGCUUCCUCCACUGUUUCCUCCUGGGUUCCACCUUCACUUCCCGAGCCCGCCGCCGCCUCAGGCUUGAUCCUCCUCGACAGGUUGUGCUACAUCGCCGACCUCCCAAACAACACCACCGCCAAGAGCACCACGAGCACCGGCUUGCCGAUCGAGGUGACCUUCCGCGCCGCCCGCCCGCCCGCCACUUGGCCCAAGAUCGUCGCCACUGACGCGGAUCUCGUCCUCCUCCGCGUUCCCCUCGACCCCAACGGCAGAAGCAUCUCAGGUUGGAACUGGGACCACUUCGUCUACAGGCCGCGCGCCCAGUGGCUAGAUCUGGUACCGAACCCCCCGCACCUCGGGGCGCUCGACGCCGCCGCAACCGCCCUCAUUAGCCGCGAGGACGGCGCUUGGUUUGCCGUCGCUGCUCUCGCUUUUAGGCCCCCCCUAUCAUCCUCAGGUUCCGAAGGGUGGAUCUCCAAGCGGCUGUCACUGAAAGAGUUCAAGAGGGACAAACUUAUCCCUUUACCUCGGGCAGUCGACAGGCUGUACCACGAGACGGCGAAGUGCAUCACCAUUGGCGGUGCGCAUGGCACGGUGGCUUGGGUGGACCUUUGGCGCGGCAUCUUCUUUUGCGACGUGCUCAGACAAUGCCCACAGCUCCAGGAUGUCCCGCUGCCGGAGCCGGCAAGGGCAAACUGGGAUCGCCUCCUCAGAGGUAACCCCGGCUAUUUGCGGGACGUAACUGUCAGCCGGAACAAAGACUCGAUCAAGUAUGUUGAGUUGGAAUGGUUGGAAGUCCUGUCACCAGAAGAGCUGAAUGCCACCCCUGUUUCCUAUGCUGACUGGGUGCGCAAUAGCUCAAGGAAACCCCAGCUCAAGCGUGAUGGCUGGAAGUCCACAACAUGGAACAUGGCAAUACCGGUUGGUUCGUCGGAGGGCUGGCGCUGUGACUGUGUAGUUGACGUGAAAGACAUCAACUUGGAGGCUGGUGACCCAUGUCUUUCUGAUCUCAUGGCUAUGCUGAGCAGCAAGACCACAGGAACGUGGAAGGAACUUCCGUUGGGAUAUCCCAUCCUAAGCAUGGAUGAUGAUGUCGUUUACUUGAUUUCUCAAACCAGACCCAGGAACAUGGACAAGUUGGCAAUGAUGUUUGCUGUCGAUGUGAGGAAGGCAACACUGCGAGGAUUGGCUGAGCUUGAUGUCCAGAAGACUACCAUGAACUUCUGUGCAAGUGAGAUCUGCAGG